AUUUCCCCCGUGUUACUUCUAGUGGGAAUAUAAGGUGUUCUUAAAGUGCCUGCUGUUCUGGAUGAAGAUGACUGGCGCGUAUUGCUGGUUUUUGGAGAGCCUGGUGAUGUUUGCGUUUAUAGCGGUGUGCGCCGUGGAGUUUUGUGCUGCUAGUGCUAUUCCCGGUGUCACUGCUUUCGCUGUUUCUGGCCCACCAACAAACCCUGCACCUGUCCGACGGAAAAACGGAACUGUGGAAGUAAUUGACCGGAUAUAUCACGCAGACGGCAGAGUGGGGUAUCUUAUGUAUAUGGACGGCAGAAAAUUUCAGUUGGACAUGGAAAGGGACGAGGGUCUGUUGUCUCGACACUUCCGCUCAAAGUAUGUCGACGCACUACAUUGGACUGGUGAAGGCAAACGAAAACUACAGGAGGAGUGUGUUUACCGUGGCACUGUAAACUCCAAGCCCGAAUCUUUGGCGCUAUUCAAUUUGUGCGGCGGCGGGCUGGACGGCUUCUUUGCAGUGGAGCGCGCGCGCUACACCGUCAGACCGCUGAUCAAGGCGAAAGGACGCGAGCCCUACGUUCACGCGUUGGAGAAUGCCGCCAUGGAGCGCGCUCGACACAAUUUUUCUCGGGAAGGUUUUAGUUUCGAGGCUAUGGCAGCGCACAAGCGCUGUGACACAGAAGAGAAGCCGUGGCAUAGGCAUGAUUACGCGAAACAUCACACCAAGAGAAGGGACAACAGGAAGAUGACCGUCCGUAGUCUUUCUGUAGAUACAGACGAACGCCGGACGCACAGCCCAAGGUGGCGGUUCCCUGAGCCACUUUCUCACUUAUCAGGUAAAAGGCGCAAGAGGUCGGUGUCACGCGCCAGGCACGUGGAACUGCUUUUAGUAGCCGACGAGUCCAUGAACAAGAAGUACGGCAAGGAUUUGCACCACUACCUCUUGACGCUAGCCUCGAUAGCAUCUAAACUGUACGGUCACGCUAGCAUAGAGAACCCCAUCCGCCUGUCCGUGGUGAAGGUCGUGGUGGUUUCGGCUGAGGAGAAGGGACUGGUGAUCUCCAAGAACGCAGCGGCUACGCUCAAGAGUUUCUGCAAAUGGCAGAAUCAGCACAACCCAAUGGGCGACGAUCACCAAGAGCACCACGACGCCGCCAUUCUCUUCACCAGACAGGACCUGUGUGGGCAUCACUCCUGUGCCACGCUGGGCAUGGUGGACGUGGGCACCGUCUGCUCCCGCCAACGGAACUGUGCCGUGAUCGAGGACGACGGACUACACGCCGCUUUCACCCUCGCCCAUGAGAUUGGACAUCUCCUGGGUCUGUCCCAUGAUGACUCUCAGUUCUGUGAGGAGCGCUUUGGCUCCAGUGAGGAGAAGCGGCUCAUGUCCUCCAUCCUGACCUCCAUCAGCGCCUCCAAACCCUGGAGCCUCUGCACCUCCACCACCAUCACCGACUUCUUCGACGAUGGGAAUGCGGACUGCCUGCUGGACCCCCCCCUCCAGCCGCUCCGGGGCCCUGAGGAGCUGCCGGGGCAGAGGUACGACGCAGUGCGCCAGUGCCGCCUGGCGUUCGGGGCGGAGUACACGGUGUGCCCGGGCAUGGACGUGUGUGCCCGCCUGUGGUGCGCGGUGGUCCAGCGGGGCCGGAUGGUCUGCCUCACCAAGAAGCUGCCCGCCGCGGAGGGCACGCCCUGCGCCAAGGCCCGAAUCUGCCUGCAGGGCAAGUGUGUGGACAAGACCCGCAAGAGACAGUACACGGCGUCCCACCAUGGCAGCUGGGGUUCCUGGGGGUCGUGGGGUUCGUGCUCUCGCUCCUGCGGUGGGGGGGUACAGUUCUCCCGCCGUCUCUGCAACAGCCCCCCACCCCGCAACAACGGCCGCUACUGCACUGGGAAGAGAGCCGUCUACAGAUCCUGCAACACCACACCCUGCCCUGCACCGGGUAGGAGUUUUCGGGAGGAGCAGUGUGCCGCGCGGAACGGGCAGCAGGUCGGCCUGAAGGGGGCGCACACGUUUGUGCCCAAAUACUCUGGCGUCCCGCCCCGGGACGUGUGCAAGCUGACCUGCCGCGCCAGGGGCACCGGCUACUACAUGGUGUUUGCCCAGAGGGUGAGAGACGGUACGGAGUGCCUGCCCUUCAGCAGCUCGGUGUGUGUGAGGGGGAAGUGUGUGCGCACGGGCUGCGACGGGAUCAUCGGCUCCAGCCUGCAGUUUGAUAAGUGUGGAGUGUGUGGAGGAGACGCCACUGCCUGUGUCCUAGUGCAAGGCAGCUUCACCAAGAGGAGUAAGAACUACACGGAUGUGGUGAAGUUUCCGGAAGGCUCCACCCACAUUAAGGUGCGCCAGCACACGCCCAGAGGCCAGCCUCGCUGCACGGCGUACCUGGCGCUGCGCCGGCCGGGCGGAGCCUACCUGCUCAACGGGCGUUUCCACGUCAGCACGUCCGAGACGGCCGUCCCGCUGAGCGCGCUGCUGCUCAGCUACAGUGGGUGGAGCCAGAGGGGCGACGCCCUGCACAGCGUGGGGCCCCGGGCCCUGGGGGAGGCCCUGACCCUGCAGGUCCUCGCCACCGACCCCAAGCAGCCGCUCGACGUGCGCUACAGCUUCUACAAGCCCCGGAAACCUGCCCCGCCCUCAUCCACUGCCCCGCCCAGAACUCCGCCCACCUCCACAGCCCCGCCCGCGGCCCCACCCAUGGCCCCACCCUCAUCCACAACCCCGCCCAUGGCCCCGCCCGCAGCCCCGCCCACCUCUGCUGCUUCGCCAGUGGCCCCACCCAUGGCCCCGCCCUCAUCCACAGCCCCGCCCAUGGCCCCGCCCGCAGCCCCGCCCACCUCUGCUGCUUCGCCAGUGGCCCCACCCAUGGCCCCGCCCUCAUCCACUGCCCCGCCCAGAACUCCGCUCACCUCCACUGCCCCUCCAGUGGCCCCGCCCUCAUCCACUGCCUCGCCCAGAACUCUGCUCACCUCCACUGCCCCGCCCAGAACUCCGCCCAGCUCCACUGGCCUGCCCGCUGCCCAGCCUGCUACCCCACCCACUGAAGAAAAUGUCCAUCAUACUCGGACAGCAGCACUGCACUGA
Messenger RNA from Anguilla anguilla (European eel), 3067 nucleotides. Its product is annotated as A disintegrin and metalloproteinase with thrombospondin motifs 5-like. The record is from RefSeq and is a predicted model, not a curated record. Gene Ontology annotation, molecular function: zinc ion binding; metalloendopeptidase activity. Gene Ontology annotation, biological process: extracellular matrix organization; proteolysis. Lineage: Eukaryota; Metazoa; Chordata; Actinopteri; Anguilliformes; Anguillidae. The transcript has 8 exons. The coding region runs from base 62 to 3067 and encodes 1001 amino acids.